Ruditapes philippinarum (Manila clam) is the source of this 1722-nucleotide messenger RNA. RefSeq names its product E3 ubiquitin/ISG15 ligase TRIM25-like. The coding region runs from base 165 to 1145 and encodes 326 amino acids. Gene Ontology annotation, molecular function: zinc ion binding. The transcript has 4 exons. NCBI's taxonomy places the organism in Eukaryota, Metazoa, Mollusca, Bivalvia, Venerida, Veneridae. The record is from RefSeq and is a predicted model, not a curated record.
CCCCCUCAUGUUCAAUAAAUUUUUAAACAGAUGUUUCAUAAUCUGGAUUGAUUACAUCGUACUUGACUAUCGAUAUUUGGCGAGCCGUUCCGAAUGAUUACGCCAGAUAUAUGCUACCGUAAAUCUAUUAUGGUGGAUCUAUACAUCAAAUUUUGAAAUAAAACAUGACAUCGGAAAAGGGAGUUGUAGGCAGGAAUUUCAUAAUCGAAGAAAACUCGUGCACACCAUGUAGGAAAACAGAGAAGAAUGCUGUGUCCAAGUACUAUUGCACCGACUGCGAAGCAUAUUUCUGUGAACCCUGUUUCCAGUUCCAUACGCGAAUUCCUCUUCUAGAAAAGCAUAUAGUGUUAAAAGGAUCAGACAUCGGUAUUUGGUCAAAACUUCCUUACAAAUGCAAAACACAUGACAAGAGUUAUGAAUUCUUCUGUGGGACACACGGGUCGCUGUGUUGUCACGUUUGUGUGUCGUUACAACAUAGGUCCUGUUCUGAUAUGGAAUACAUACCUGAAAAAGCGAAAAGUAUAUGCACAAAACAAGAAUUCAAAGACAUGAAGACAAAUACAGACAAAGAAAUAAAAGAAGUCGUGAGCUGCAAAGAAAAUUUUGACAAAAAAGCCAUAAUCAACAAAAACUCAAAAGAAAAGUGUAUUAAAACUUUAAAAGAACAUCGAAAAGUGAUAAAUGACUUAUUUGACUCUUUGGAGAGAAAAACAGUUGAAUAUAUGGAUAUAAAAUUCAAUGAAAACAAUAAGUUUAUAAAUCGAGGAAACUCUGAAAUACAGGUGUACACGCAAGAACUAGUUCAUCUCAAGGAGCAGCUGGAUACUGCAACACCUGAAAAAGAAGUUCUUGUCUUCAUAUCUUUAAAGAAAGGAGAGAAGACAUUAUCUGAUAUCAAACAGAAGCUUUCUAAAUUAGAUGCAUCACCAAAUAAAGACGAGUAUCAACUGGUAACCCAUUCAGAAAUAGAGAGGUUUAUUCAAAACUUGCCUGACCUAGGAUACAUUGAAGACGAACAGUCAAGACAAGAUUCAGCAUCUGAUGAUGUAUCAAACAUAGCGAAAAGUCCAAGGAAGGAGCGCAAUAUUUGCCAAAUAUGUGGCCGACGAUGUUACAACAGAAAAUGCUACAGCUGUUCUACAUGAGGAAUUACACUUGUUCUUUGCGAGGGAACUUAUUGACCUAUUAAACUAUCAAGCAGGAUUAUAUUAAAUCUUUAUGAGAGAAGUGAGGCUUGCUGUGAGUUAAUAUAAAUCCAAAUUUGUAUGGAUGUAAAAUUUAACAUGGUUUCUAUACAUAUACAUUAUUAUACCAUAUAUAAUUAUAAAUGUUCAAAUCAAAUUGCCAUUUCCCCAUAAUUUAUUUGGUAUAAUGCUGCUUAAUUCAAUCUAAGUAUGACUCGGACAAAGGUUUUUGAUGACAGUUUAAUGGUUCAUCAAAGACGCUAUUUACAACAUAAAUUUUUAUAUAUAUAAUUAUGUCAUGUACGUAACAGGUUGUUGCCUUUAGUAAAGUGAAAGUCGGAUGUUUGCAAUCUAUAAAAAAUGUUCAAAAUUCUGGCUGAAAAUUUAUUCAAUAUAUUGAUGAGUUUGAUUUUAUUUAUUCAAUUAAAACAUUAGUUUUUGUCACAAUAAAGACAUUUUUGACUGAGCAUUUAAAAGCUACGUGUCGUUUCCUAUGGCCAAGGUCAGUUUGUGAAGACAGUUAUCACAAAAAGUCAAU